CGCAGCUAUCAGAUAAUUUUGUAUGAAAUUUUUAUUAACUAUUUGUAAGAUUGCGGAAUACAUAUGUAUUUACAAUGAGUAAUAUUAACCGGAAACUUCGUAACCUCUACAUAGCGAAAUGGGCACAAACAAAUUUUGCCGAUUAUCAAGUUUCGGAAACAAUUAAUUUUCUUCCUGAAGCUCAAAAAUUCUCAUUUAAGAAUUUGACUGAAGAAAAACCGAGUAGUCUCGAAGUCUGCAAUAAUAGGAACGAAGAAGGAAAGAAAAUUAGUAUAAAAUUAUAUGAACGAACAGACGUUGUACGUUUUAGACUUGUAAAGGGGUAUUCAAGAAAUGAUAGGGGGAAGGAAUUAAACAUCAAAAUAGUACCGUGCAUUGUGAGCGAAAAACCGUCUAGUUUCGAAAACUAUGACUCCACAGAACAACGGGAAAACAUAAUAAGUGAAAAUGAAUAUAAAGAAACCAUGGAACUUGGUGAGGCCACUGAACUCGAUAGCCAAGACGCAAAUAUUUCUGAAUACUCAGGUAACACUGUACUCGAGGAAGAAACGGACCAGCAAGAUAUCCCAGAACACCAAAAUAAAACUGAAAUAUUAUUUGCAAAUUUAUUGAAAUAUGUGUUUUGUGUAAUCUACAAAGUAAUCAUGGCAUGGUCUUUCCAACGUGGCUUUUUAGUAGUGUUCUUUCCAACUCUAAUAAUAUCUUUAAUAGAUCGGUACUGUAUAUAUUAGUAUGUAAUGUUGAAAUAAAUAAACUAAUUACUUGUAUUAAUUUAAACAUA
This is a messenger RNA of Aethina tumida (small hive beetle), 781 nucleotides long. RefSeq lists its product as uncharacterized. The record is from RefSeq and is a predicted model, not a curated record. The transcript is spliced from 3 exons. NCBI's taxonomy places the organism in Eukaryota, Metazoa, Arthropoda, Insecta, Coleoptera, Nitidulidae. Bases 75 to 731 code for a protein of 218 amino acids.